GAAACCUAAAUUUUAAAUAAUUUUUUUUAUUAUAAUAAGAAAAGGACGAAAUAUUGUGAAUUAAAAAAAAUAUAUUUUGAGUGAGGCAUACCUAAAAUCCUAGCAGCGUCAAAUUUGUGCCGGCCCUGCUUAACUAUCUUAUUGGCUAUCGAUUAUUUGAAAAUGUCAAGAUUACUGUUCUUAAACAAAUUCUCAAUUAUUAAAGCAACCUUCUUCACCACUCUUUUUCUUCCUUCUUCAUAAAACCAUCUUCUUUACACUUUACUGGGAUUUGGGUCUCUUUCAAUUUUCCUGAAAGACAAAGUAGAGUUUGUCUACCACUUACAUUAAAAGGAGAGAAAACAACACAAGCCCUCAAGUGUUGUUUCUGUCAUAUUAAGAGCCUUUUCAAGUGAGAGUGGUUUUAAUGAAGGUGUGGAGGGUUCACCGUAAAAAAGAGAAAAUGCAAUACCCUUAUGGUGUUUUGAAGUGGGUUUUGGUUUGGAUGUGUUUAUGUUGUUACCUUGUGUUCACAAUUGGACCACCAUUGCACCGGCGAUUCAAAGAUUCUCCUUGUCCUCAAUGUGAUCAUUGUUAUUGCUCUUCAACGGAAUAUCCUCUUGAGUGUGGGAAACAUGAUCCAGCAAUAAACGAGGAUACACUGACAAUGCUAUCUGAGGAAUUGAAGUUGCAGAAAAUUGUAGCCAACGAGACCUUGGAACACACCAGAAGAUUAGUAAUGAAUGCCAGAAAUACCUUUUCACAUUAUACUAAAGAAGCAGAAAAGUGCAAUAUAGGGAUGGAAACUUGUGAAGAAGCAAGGGAGAAAGCAGAGGCAGAGCUUGUUGAAGAACACAAGUUGACAGCUUUAUGGGAAAAUCGAGCCCGUGAUUAUGGGUGGAAGGACAGGAAAAGAACACGCUUAAGAAGUUAAUUACUAACUAUCAUUUAUCAUUGCCUUAUUGUGAUUAUUUAACCGGGACAUUUUGCCGCUCCUUAAUAUUGAAUUAGUACAUUUAGCUGCAUUUGACUUAACAGCAGGGUUAAUGCAAAUUUUCAUCACUCGUUUGUUUAUAAGCAAUCAAUU
Molecule: messenger RNA, 1066 nt
Organism: Vicia villosa (hairy vetch)
Lineage: Eukaryota; Viridiplantae; Streptophyta; Magnoliopsida; Fabales; Fabaceae
Exons: 2
Coding region: 407-913 (168 amino acids)
Source: RefSeq, a predicted model, not a curated record